AGAGUUGUCUGUGCUGUGUUGAAGACACAACCGAAUAGUGGAACUCUUCACACUAAACCAGGGAUGUUAAAAUGUCCAAAUAUUUCUUUUCCAAGAUUGGUCUCGUUAAGAUAAAGGAUCUUUUCGGACUUUUAAAGCAGUCGAGAAGGAUCCAUAUUGUUCUGAAUCAUCAAUGCCGUAAGUACAUCAAGUCCAUCAAGGGAAGCCGUGAAAAAUACUCUGCAAAACUCAGCCUGCAGACUGACCAUGAACAUCAGCCAACCCUUGAACAUUUGCUCCAGGAUAAAGUGUAUAUAGCAGCCUUCCACUCAUAUCUGCAGUCUGAGUUUAGUGAUGAAAACAUUGAGUUUUGGCUCGCUUGUGAGAACUUCAGGGCAACUGCCUCGUCAGAUAACCUGCAGCGGAAAGUCAGGGAGAUCUACAAGGAGUUCAUCCAGCCUACUGCCACCAAAGAGAUCAAUGUUGACCACUCCGUUAGAGAGGAGAUCAAGAAAUCCUUGGAUAAACCAAGUCUAACAUGCUUCAAUGAGGCCCAGAAGCACGUUUACCUCCUCAUGGAAAGAGACUCUCGUCCAAGGUUUCUGCAGUCCAUCGCUUACCUGAGACUAAAGCACAAAUCCAGGACUCUGUGGUACAUUUAGAUGCACUUC
Messenger RNA from Dunckerocampus dactyliophorus (ringed pipefish), 650 nucleotides. RefSeq names its product regulator of G-protein signaling 21-like. Lineage: Eukaryota; Metazoa; Chordata; Actinopteri; Syngnathiformes; Syngnathidae. The transcript is spliced from 5 exons. The record is from RefSeq and is a predicted model, not a curated record. Bases 72 to 641 code for a protein of 189 amino acids.